UAUUUUUGACGCCGGCUGUUUUACUUGACGAGUCCGAUGUGAAUGCCUCCAUAGGAUGUAUUCGCGCUCAGUGUGAAAGGACCUUUGUUAGUGUACCUGGAUCCUCCUGAUUGGCUUAUUCUAAGCAGAUAUUCAGAUUCCUGGGGCCUUUUCCCCUCACUCAGAGAAAGCAACAUGGAGACAGCAGGGAAAGUUAUCAAAUGCAAGGCGGCUAUUGCCUGGGAAGCUAAGAAACCCCUGUCUGUGGAGGAGGUGGAGGUGGCACCACCGAAGGCUCAUGAAGUUCGCAUUAAGAUCAUUGCUACUGGAGUGUGUCACACAGAUGCUUACACUCUGAGCGGAGCUGAUCCUGAGGGUCUCUUCCCUGUGAUUCUGGGACAUGAAGGAGCUGGAAUUGUGGAGAGUGUUGGUGAGGGAGUGACCAAAUUUAAACCAGGGGACAAAGUGAUCCCUCUAUACAUUCCACAAUGUGGAGAGUGCAAGUUCUGCAAGAAUCCCAAGACCAACCUGUGUCAAAAGAUCAGGAUUACCCAGGGUCAAGGUUUGAUGCCUGAUAAGACGUCCAGGUUUACCUGCAAGGGGAAGUCCAUCUACCACUUCAUGGGGACCAGCACUUUCUCCGAGUACACUGUAGUGGCUGAUAUCUCAGUGGCCAAGGUGGAUGACUCUGCCCCACUUGACAAAGUCUGCCUGCUCGGCUGUGGCAUUUCCACUGGGUACGGAGCUGCACUCAACACCGCCAAGGUUGAACCAGGCUCUACCUGCGCUGUGUUUGGUCUGGGAGCAGUGGGUUUGGCUACCAUAAUGGGAUGUAAGGCAGCAGGAGCCUCUCGGAUCAUUGCAGUCGAUAUCAAUAAAGACAAGUUUGAGAAGGCAAAGGAGUUUGGAGCCACAGAGUGCGUUAACCCCCAGGAUCACAGCAAACCUGUCCAGGAGGUGCUGGUUGAAAUGACGGACGGAGGGGUGGACUAUUCAUUUGAGUGCAUCGGCAACGUCGGGGUUAUGAGGUCUGCCCUGGAGGCGUGUCACAAAGGCUGGGGAACUAGUGUUAUCAUUGGUGUGGCAGCAUCGGGACAAGAGAUCUCAACCCGUCCUUUCCAGCUGGUCACAGGACGCACAUGGAAGGGAACUGCCUUUGGAGGGUUUAAGAGUGUGGAGAGCGUACCGAAGCUGGUGGCUGAUUACAUGGCAAAGAAAAUAAAGGUGGAUGAGUUCAUCACCCACACUCUGCCCUUUGAUAAAGUAAAUGAGGGGUUUGACCUGAUGCAUGCUGGAAAAAGCAUCCGAUCGGUUUUGACGUUUUGAUUUCCCUGCCAGUGGCCACGAGUACAGUUGCCUUCUCAUGUUCCAGCUUGUUUUAAAUAUUUUGCAAUAAUGAACUGCCCUAAUCCAAACAGCACUUAAUAACAGAUCCUGUUUCUUACACUGAUUGGUCACUAUUUCACAUCAGCAAUUUUCUUGGAUUGUGGGAGUUGUUAUAGAAAAAUCUGAACUUUUGCUGCAACCUGUCUGAAUUAGUAAAUUGUAUUAAAUUACCACACUUGGAGGUUUAGCAUUCUCUAAAGAUGGCUUUUCAAUUCUCCUAAGGUUGUCAUGUUGUUGUCUUCUGACAUGUAUUCUUUCUGCAUGUCUAUUACCAGCAUCACUGUUAGUAGCAGUUAAUUAAUGCUACCAGGGUUUACUUGACAAAAGGGUUAGAAUUAUUUAUUUUUUCACUUAACGUGGUUAAACGUUUUUCUGACAAUUUUCACAUUGGACAGAAAGCAACCAACAAUGGUUUGAAUUUGCACUCAUUUUGCUUUAUAUUAAACAAAAAGCAGUUACGAAUCCUAAAUAAAAAUGAAGUUGAAAUUUCAAAAA
Messenger RNA from Polyodon spathula (Mississippi paddlefish), 1860 nucleotides. Its product is annotated as alcohol dehydrogenase class-3. Gene Ontology annotation, biological process: formaldehyde catabolic process. The transcript is spliced from 9 exons. Gene Ontology annotation, cellular component: cytosol. Bases 175 to 1305 code for a protein of 376 amino acids. Gene Ontology annotation, molecular function: S-(hydroxymethyl)glutathione dehydrogenase [NAD(P)+] activity; zinc ion binding. The record is from RefSeq and is a predicted model, not a curated record. NCBI's taxonomy places the organism in Eukaryota, Metazoa, Chordata, Actinopteri, Acipenseriformes, Polyodontidae.